UCUAUAUAUAUAAAAAUGAAUUGCUGUUCGUUAGUCUCGCUAAAACUCGAGAGCGGCUGGACCGAUUUGGCUAAUUUUAGUUUUAAAUUAUUUGUGGAAGUCCAGAGGUUUAAAAGAACAUCACUAAAUUCACUAUACAAACACAACCACGCUUCCGUAUCGAAUAUAAGAAGCCGCUGCGAAUUAUCGAGCUAUAGUUCGCAACACAUCGUUAAGAUGGCCGCCAAACAUUACUUCAUCAUGUUUCUGCUCGUGUCUCUGAUGGCUCUCGCAGCCAGUAAGAGCUUGUUCGAGAAAUCGUGUCCUGAAAAUGCUCACACGACAUUGAACCCCUGCGUGCCGACCUGUGCAGACCCGGAAUUGAAACACACCAGCUGCGUGACGGCUUUCAUCGCAACCUGCCACUGUGAUUCUGGAUACCUCUUCAACUCGGAGGGAAAAUGCGUGCCCGUUGCCGAAUGUUGAAUAUGACGCGGAGGCUAUUUCAACUGAUGUCGAUUUGUAUUUUAUUAAAAAAGUUUAUCUAACUAUAAUUAAACUAAACUACACUUGAGACCUUAGAACUUAUAUCUCAAGGCGCAUUUACGUUGUAAAUGGCUAUGGGCUCCAGUAACUACUUAACACCAAGUGGGCUGUUAGCUCGUCCACCCAUCUAAGCAACAAACAAUAAAAAAAUAUGUCCAAAAAUUUAAAUUUAAUAUACAUAUAAUAAGUUUACAUAUCUGCUGUUUUUAAUAAAAAAAAGAAAUAAAAGAUUCAAA
This is a messenger RNA of Bombyx mori (domestic silkworm), 761 nucleotides long. RefSeq names its product fungal protease inhibitor F-like. The record is from RefSeq and is a predicted model, not a curated record. Bases 16 to 465 code for a protein of 149 amino acids. The transcript is spliced from 3 exons. Lineage: Eukaryota; Metazoa; Arthropoda; Insecta; Lepidoptera; Bombycidae.